ACCUCUUGAUAAUUUCAUUUGCACACACAUUUAUUUACAGAGUUGCUUUAUUUAUUAUUUUUAUUUUUAAAAAAUUUAAAAUAAUAAUUAUUGUUACUGGACAAAUUGAUAUAUUCUUUAAUUAAAACGAAUCAAUUGAUUAAAAAACGGUUUAAAUAAAUAUAAGAUUAUGACGGAGGUGCAUGAAAUUAAUGGAACCGACGAGGUUCAAGACAAAAAACAAAAGAAGGCAACAAAACAUGAUGGUGGUGCUGCAGAUUUGGAAAGAGUAACUGAUUAUGCGGAAGAGAAGGAAAUAUCAUCUGCGGACAUGUCAAGUGCAGUUGAACAGUUUGGUGAUAAAAGGAUAAAAGAAGAUCAAGAAAAAUUAGCCAAAGAACGUGAACUACAAAAAAUUCAUGUUAAGAAAGAAGAUAUAGAACUAAUUAUGAAUGAAAUGUUAAUAUCUAGGACACAAGCUGAAAAGGUUUUGCGAGAGCAACGUGGGGACGUAGUUGCUGCUUUGGAAGUUCUUACUAAUUAAAAAGUAUACUAGAUUUUUUUUAAAUUUAAUGCGAAAUUUAUAUCAUUAUAAAAUUUGCUUAAAACGCGAGAGUUCUAUCAACGUAUUUUGAAUCCUUUUAGUUAAUUGUAUAUUUUCAAAUAAAAUUACAAUACAUUUAUAAAAUAUAGGCCGACUGAAAUUAAAAAUAGAAUUUGAUAAAAAUGCAAUAAAUCAGAUUUUAAAUAAAACGAAUAUUUUGUUAUUUA
This is a messenger RNA of Condylostylus longicornis, 750 nucleotides long. Its product is annotated as huntingtin-interacting protein K. The transcript has 4 exons. Lineage: Eukaryota; Metazoa; Arthropoda; Insecta; Diptera; Dolichopodidae. The record is from RefSeq and is a predicted model, not a curated record. The coding region runs from base 170 to 523 and encodes 117 amino acids. Gene Ontology annotation, biological process: protein stabilization; negative regulation of apoptotic process.